Papaver somniferum (opium poppy) is the source of this 3934-nucleotide messenger RNA. RefSeq names its product starch synthase 3, chloroplastic/amyloplastic-like. NCBI's taxonomy places the organism in Eukaryota, Viridiplantae, Streptophyta, Magnoliopsida, Ranunculales, Papaveraceae. The record is from RefSeq and is a predicted model, not a curated record. Bases 202 to 3633 code for a protein of 1143 amino acids. The transcript is spliced from 15 exons. Gene Ontology annotation, molecular function: starch binding; alpha-1,4-glucan glucosyltransferase (UDP-glucose donor) activity.
CAUGACCCUUGAACCCUCCUCUCACAAGCUGUUAUCAGCAUCGUUUAAUUAUUAUUAAGAAAAUUCGCACGGAAAAAGAGAUUGGAAGAUCAAGAAAUCCAUGGGUUUGUUUUAGAAUUUAAUUUUGAUUUUUGUUUAGAAAAAAUAAAAAAAUGUUGUUGUAGAAGAAGAAAUUGAACACUCUGGAGAAACAAGUACACAAUGGAAGCUGUUUUGCAAGUACAGAGACCAGUCUGUAAUAGUAUUAGUAGUAGAACUCACUUAAAGAUCAAACCUUUUCUCGGGUUUUCUUUUCAUGGCAGCAGAAAUAAUCCAUCUUCACAGUGGUCUCUUCGGUUCAAAGAAAGUCAAGGAGUUGGCGUCUCAUAUCGCGUUAUUGCAAGUGCAGAUUUUACAAGGAGGAGGCCGAAGAAAGGUCUUGUUCAGAGACCGAAAAGCUCUUCUCCAAAGGGGUUCUCUCCAAGAGUUCCAAUCGGAACAAGCACACAGAAGAGGGGUCAAAGAGAUGAUGCAGAAAUAGUAGAUUCCAGCUCAACUACUUCAACGGCGAGUGAGUAUAGUGGACAUGAUGAUAAAGUAACUGAACUUGAGGCUGAUUCCGACGAAGAACAGCAAAAUGAACAUACUUCUGGAAAGAAACUGGGGGAAACAGGGGUUAAAGUUGGAAAGAAUGUACCCAGUAAUGAGCUGGUUACAGUUAAUCGUGAUGAAACGGUGGACAAAGGAGUUACUGUUGAGACAAAAGAAGAUUUGGAUGCGUUCCAGGAACCUGCUAUACUUAAGAAGAGUGUGACCAAGGCCAUAGCUGAUGGACCAAUGUUAGCGAAGUCAUGGUCCGAUGUGAUCAGGAGUAACGACGUUAAAGAAAAUAAGUUGAUGGGAAUGAGUCCCCAUAACCGUACACAAAUUCUCGAAGAGCUUGCCUUGGAAAAUUCUUUGGGUAACAAAAUAUUUGUUUAUCCCCAGAUUGUGAAGCCUGAUCAAGAAGUCGAAGUAUUUCUCAAUAGGAGCAUCUCAGCUUUGAAAAAUGAAGAGAAUGUUCUACUCAUGGGAGCCUUUAAUGAUUGGAAAUGGAAAUCAUUUACCGUAAAGUUGAAUAAGGCUGAACUUAAAGGGGAUUGGUGGUCUUGCCGUGUUUAUGUUCCUAAGGAGGCAUACAAGAUAGACUUUGUAUUCUUCAAUGGGGAAGGUGUUUAUGAGAACAAUUCGACUAAUGAUUUCCAUGUAGCUGUCCAAGGUGGAUUUGAUGAAGCUUCCUUUGAAGAGUUCUUGCUUGAAGAGAGACAAAAGGAGCUUGAGAAAAUUGCUGCAGAGAAAGCUGAAAAAGAAAGACAAGAGGAAGAGCAACGGCGAAUAGAAGCACAGAAGGCAGCAAGAGAAGCUGAUAGGGCUCAAGCGAUGAUGGAGAUUGAGAAAAAAAAGGAAAUAAUAACUAAAAUAAUGAAGAAGGCAGUGACCUCUGUUGAUAAUGUUUGGUACAUAUCACCCAAAGAAUUUAAGGGUGAGGACGUAGUUAGGUUAUAUUACAAUAAGGCAUCUGGUCCACUCGCUCAUGCCAAGGAACUCUGGAUUCAUGGGGGGCACAAUAAUUGGAACAAUGGAGUGACUAUUGUUGCAAAGCUCGUGCUCUGCGAUAGGAAAGAUGGUGACUGGUGGUAUGCUUAUGUUCCUGUACCUGCGCGUGCCCGUGUCCUAGAUUGGGUUUUGGCUGAUGGGCCUCCUGAGAAAGCGACUCUUUAUGAUAACAAUAAGCUGCAGGAUUUUCAUGCUGUUGUCCCAAAUUCCACACCAGAAGAAAUGUAUUGGUUUGAAGAGGAACAACAGCUGUUUAAUAAGCUCCAAGAGGAGAGAAGAUUGAGAGAAGAGGCCCUGAAAAAAAAGGCUGAAAGGACAGCACGCAUGAGAGCUGAAACAAAGGAAAGAACGAUCAAAGAGUUUCUGUUGUCUCAAAAGGAUAUAGUCUACACUGAGCCUCUUGAGGUCCAAGCGGGAAGCACUGCCACGGUAUAUUAUAAUCCUUCCAACACAAUUCUAAAUGGAAAACCUGAAGUUUGGUUCAGGUGCUCGUUCUACCGAUGGACCCACCGCAUGGGCCCAUUGCCACCUCAGAAAAUGUUGCCAGCAAAUAACGGUGGCCAGGUUAAAGCUACUGUCACGGUUCCACUGGAUGCAUACAAAAUGGAUUUUGUCUUCUCUGAGACAGAAGUGGGUGGAAUUUAUGACAACAACCAUGGAAUGGAUUAUCACGUACCCGUGUGUGGAGGGGUCGCGAAGGAACCUCCUAUGCACAUUGUGCAUGUGGCUGUGGAAAUGGCCCCCAUUGCAAAGGUGGGAGGCCUUGGAGAUGUUGUGACAAGUCUUUCACGUGCUGUUCAAGAUUUAGGCCAUAAAGUAGACAUCAUUCUACCGAAGUAUGAUUGUAUAAACCUUAGCAGUGUCAAGGACUUUCAGCAUCAUCGAAGUUACUUUUGGGGUGGGACCGAAAUAAAGGUUUGGUUUGGGAAGGUGGAAGGUCUUUCUGUAUACUUUUUGGAGCCUCAAAAUGGAUUGUUUUGGACAGGGUGCAUAUAUGGUUGUAGGAAUGAUGGGGAAAGGUUUGGUUUCUUUUGUCAUGCAGCACUAGAGUUUCUACUUCAAAGUGGGUUUCAUCCUGACAUUCUGCAUUGCCAUGAUUGGUCUAGUGCACCAGUUUCGUGGUUGUAUAAGGAUCACUAUGUGCACUAUGGUCUUACUAAUACUCGGGUAGUCUUCACAAUUCACAACCUUGAGUUUGGUGCUCCCCUCAUUGGAAAAGCAAUGGAAUACUCAGACAAGGCUACAACUGUUUCUAGGACUUACGCAAAGGAAGUUGCAGGAAAUCCCGUAAUUGCUCCUCAUCUUCACAAGUUCCAUGGUAUACGUAAUGGGAUUGAUCCUGAUAUGUGGGAUCCAUACAAUGACGCAUUUCUUCCUAUUUCUUACACUCCAGACGAUGUUGUGGAGGGUAAAAGUGCGGCCAAGGAAGCUUUACAACAACAGCUUGGGUUGAAAAUAUUGGAUGUCCCUCUUGUAGGAAUUAUCACUCGGUUAACUGUUCAGAAAGGAAUUCACCUCAUCAAGCAUGCCAUAUGGCGCACCCUUGAACGCGGUGGACAGGUUGUAUUGCUAGGUUCAGCUCCAGAUCCCCGCAUACAGAAUGAGUUUGUAGGGUUGGCCAAUCAAUUGCACUCAUCACAUGGUGACCGUGCUCGUCUAGUUUUGACAUAUGAUGAACCUCUUUCGCACUUGAUAUAUGGCGGUUCAGAUUUUAUUCUAGUGCCGUCGAUCUUUGAGCCGUGUGGGUUAACUCAACUUACGGCAAUGAGAUAUGGUUCAGUACCCAUUGUUCGUAAAACAGGAGGACUUUAUGAUACAGUGUUCGAUGUCGACCAUGACAAAGAGAGAGCUGAAGCUGCAGGUUAUGGACCCAACGGAUUCAGCUUCGAUGGAGUGGAUAUUGCAGGCAUUGAUUAUGCUCUCAAUAGAGCCAUCUCUGCGUGGUAUGAUGGCCGCGAAUGGUUUAACUCGUUAUGCAAACAAGUGAUGGAACAAGAUUGGUCCUGGAAUCGACCCGCGUUAGAUUACUUAGAACUUUAUCAUGCUGCUCGAAAAUAGAAAACUUAUAAAGUACAUUGAAAUUAUAUAGAUUUAGGUUCACCAUACUUAAAAGAGCAAUGUGAGUUUGUACAGGUUUAUGAUUGCAGUUAUUUCAGGUUUUAGUUUAAUCAGAUAUGGAAGCCAGUAAAAAUGGUGAGGGACAUGUAAUUUGGUGGUAUAGUUUUAAAUGGCAAUAAUGUACCUUAGGUACAGUGGUAGCUCUUUGAAUGUCAGAGUAAUAUUUUUUCAGAGGGGCAUAGAAGUAAAGCUACACAGUUUUCAGUUUUGAAAAAGUUGGUUACAAAUUUUAAACUUUUAA